AUGGGUCUGCAUCGUGAUCCUAACAUUGUCACUCCCGAAGCUAGCAUCUUUGAGAAGCAACAGCGCCGCAAGCUCUGGCAAGCCGUCCUUCUUCAGGACACCUUUCUAACCGUCCUCCUCUCCCUGCCCCCGUCAGCAACUCACACAGACGUCUCCGUCGAAGACCUUCUCGACGACGGUUCGGCCAUUGCCUCCAGCGACCCGACAGACAUCGCCUACAUACGCGGAUCAUGGACGCUGGCCAACCUGGUCCAAGAAACAAUCUGCUCACCGCGCUCUCUCGACAUGCCCAUCUGCACCACCGCCCGCCACAAGUCCAAACUCGUGGCCGAUUUCCGUGCCGUGUACCGGUCGUUCCCCGACGUCUUCCGGUCCUGGGACUCGGACAGUCUCACAUCGUUGGCAAGAACCAAUAAGCGCGUCGUCCGCCAGACGUUGUUCCUCACGAGCAACUAUCACCACAACAUCAUGCUCGUACACGCCUCCGAGUCCCCGGACGUUCCCGUAAACGUACGCGGCACGCUCGAAGCCGCGCACGAGGCGAUCAACUCUUUCUUUCUGCUCUUCAACAUUUUCGAACUGGAAGCCCGGGUGUGGUGGGUCUUCAACCACCGCGCCUUCCUCGAGGCGCUGUGCAUCGGCAGCGUGCUCCGGGAGACGGCCAAGGACCCGGCGGCGGUGGAGGCGGCGGAACGGGACCCGCUGUUCGUAAGGGCCAGGGCCGAUAUAUCGCGCAUGAUUCAAAUCAUGGAGUUGAUGGGCGAGGGGGAUCAAGGGUCCGAAGUUGCUCGGGCGCGGGUCCAGGUGUUGAAGGACCUCCUGUGA
Molecule: messenger RNA, 825 nt
Organism: Colletotrichum chrysophilum
Lineage: Eukaryota; Fungi; Ascomycota; Sordariomycetes; Glomerellales; Glomerellaceae
Exons: 3
Coding region: 1-825 (274 amino acids)
Biological process (GO): DNA-templated transcription
Cellular component (GO): nucleus
Molecular function (GO): zinc ion binding; DNA binding
Source: RefSeq, a predicted model, not a curated record